This is a messenger RNA of Bursaphelenchus xylophilus (pine wood nematode), 851 nucleotides long. Lineage: Eukaryota; Metazoa; Nematoda; Chromadorea; Rhabditida; Aphelenchoididae. The record is from the annotation of a GenBank genome assembly.
AUGCGUGUUUCCAUAUUUAAUGUUACAACUGUAAUUUACACUUUUACAGUUCUAGUUGCGUUUUUGGGCCAGAAAGUUGCAGCGGGUAAGAAAAACCUUCAUUCGUUUAAUCGAAACCAUCUUAAAUAACACUUUUUUGUUUAGUGAUUUCCAAGCAAGAUUACGUUCUCAACAUGGACAAAGUCCCUCAUUUAUUCUAUCAAACAACUAUUACAACGAUCCUAAAGGUAUCUUUAACUCAGUAAACAGCUUAUUUCAUCCUCCAUGAAUUUAAUUACAGAGCAAAGCCCGAGAAGAUCUUCAAAUGUUAUCUCAGACGGAAAGAGUUGCCUACAAGCAAUGUGAGAGUUCAGCGAGAAGCCUUCUCGAUCUUGCCAAGUGCGUCUCAAAACUAAUCCGAAUGAGAAGUCGCCAUCAACACAGUGUCCGCAAUACAACAAGGGUCGACUUUAACAUAUCAACAAAAAGAAUAUUAAUUCCAAACCUUGAAACCCAAAGUAUCGUGAAGAAACGAGCCAGGAUUGUCAGGUUGCAUGAGCAUCAUGAGAGAAUUAGAAAGAGAUUGAGAGCCAAGAAGUUGCUGAAACGAGAAGGUAAUCUCUUUGACCAACCAUAACGUUUCUUUUAUACUUUUUUUUUCAGUUCAAUCCGAAGAAAAUGAUAACAAAAAUCACAGAAAAAUACCAGAAAACGUCAAGAAGUUACGCCGACUCCAAAAAUAUGUCAAACAGGUAAACGAGUGUAAAACCUAUAUGAAACAUCUGGAGGUUCAGAAUGAAAGGUGGAUCUUCAGCAUCGAAACCAAAAACGUUUAACUAAUUUUUCAGGAUCUUCAUGACUCAAAAUGUUAA